Messenger RNA from Arabidopsis thaliana (thale cress), 1559 nucleotides. RefSeq names its product PPPDE putative thiol peptidase family protein. The coding region runs from base 246 to 902 and encodes 218 amino acids. The transcript is spliced from 3 exons. Gene Ontology annotation, molecular function: peptidase activity. NCBI's taxonomy places the organism in Eukaryota, Viridiplantae, Streptophyta, Magnoliopsida, Brassicales, Brassicaceae. The record is from RefSeq and is marked reviewed.
CGUUGGCGUCGAUUGACGUCAAAAGCUUCAAUUAAUAAUAUAGGGCCAAAACGUGAAAAUAAUAAAUUAUAAGGACUAAACAACAAUUUAUACCCUAAACAAAAUGAGAGAAGAAUGACAGAAAGCAGAAAAAAAAAAAAAGAAUGUAGCUUUUAAGAAAGAAGGAAACAUCAUCAGAAGCUUCUCUCUCAGAUUGACAGAAGAAUAAGAUUCCAAGCUCCUCUCUUUCUUCUCUUAAAGAAAAGAUGUUGUGUAGAAUGGUGGUGGUGACUGGCCGGAAAAAGAAACCCGGUUCGGUUCCGGUUUAUCUGAAUGUAUACGAUCUCACACCCAUCAAUGGCUACGCUUACUGGUUAGGACUUGGGAUCUAUCACUCUGGUGUUGAAGUUCAUGGAGUUGAAUAUGGUUUUGGAGCUCACGAUCAUUCGACUACCGGGAUAUUCGAGGUGGAACCGAAGCAAUGUCCGGGUUUCACAUUUAGGAAGUCUAUAUUGAUUGGAAGAACUGAUUUAGAUCCUGAAAACGUUCGUGUCUUUAUGGAGAAACUUGCGGAAGAAUAUAGUGGAAACAGUUAUCAUUUGAUUACUAAGAAUUGCAAUCACUUUUGCAAUGAUGUUUGUGUGCAACUGACUCGAAGAUCGAUCCCUAGUUGGGUUAACCGUCUUGCUCGCUUUGGUUUGUUUUGCAACUGUGUUCUGCCGGCGGAGUUGAAUGAGACUAAGGUGAGGCAGGUGAGAUCAAAGGAAGAGAAGAUUCCGGAAGUAGAGAAGAAGAAACUUCGGAGUAGAUCAAGUAGGUUUCCACCUGGUCCUUCGCUUUCUUCGUCGGGUUCUUUAAACCGAAGCAGAAGAGGAGAAAGGAGAAGACAAUGUCUUCCUCCAUCACCAACUGUGAGUGUUUAGCUCUAGUCCUAGUAAAAUUAUACCUUUUUGUUUCGCAAUUUGAUUCGGUAGUAAUGUUUAAGCUACAAGAUAUGGAUUGAACAAACAUUUUCUUGAUAGUAAUGGUAUAAGAUUUUCACAUUACAUAUUUUGAACUAUGAAAUUAUCAAGUGAAGUGAAGUUCAAAAAGAAAAAAAAAAGUGAAAGUGAAGUCAAGUCCAUUGGGUAAGGACUGGGAUAAGUUGAAGUGGAACUUUCUUGGGACAAACAAGUCCAUAUGAUUCUUCAAGAUCAACAUCUUCUAUGUUCAUUCCUUCCGGAAGCUUCCAGUCGAAACGGUAAAGAAGAUUGAUAAGAGUCAAGUGUACCAAUGCCAUACCUAAUCCCAUACCAGGGCACAUUCUCCUUCCGCUACCAAACGGCAGCAACUCAAAGUCUACACCUUUAUAGUCAAUCUCGCUAUGCAUAAACCUCUCUGGGAUGAAAACUUCUGGAUCUUUCCAAACAUUUGGAUUCCUUUGAACAGCCCAUAUGUUGACAUAAAUCCAUGUUUUCUUUGGAAUGUCGUAACCUCCAAUCUUUAUAUAUUUUGAAGCCUCUCUUGGAAUCAGAAGUGGCACAAGUGGGUUGAUCCUUAAUGUUUCUUUAAUCACCAUUUUCAAAUAUUCGAGUCGUUCU